Messenger RNA from Chilo suppressalis (striped riceborer), 1575 nucleotides. NCBI's taxonomy places the organism in Eukaryota, Metazoa, Arthropoda, Insecta, Lepidoptera, Crambidae. The record is from the annotation of a GenBank genome assembly.
AUGGCUAGUGGUGGAGGUGCUCCAUCUAUUUGGAACUUUUUUGAAAAGUCCUCAGAUGGUAGCAAAAUUGAAAUUUGUAAUCAUUGUCGGCGGCAGUUGUCAUAUAAAACGACAAUAACUAAUUUAAAAAGUCAUUUGAAACAAAAGCACGUUUCGGCCUUUAAUCUUUUUUUAAAUUCUAAGCCUAACACAAAUUCUAACACACGAUCUGAAAAAGUAGUUUCGCGUGAGAUAGAAGCUCGUGUUGGUGGUAAUAACUCACCAUGUGAUAGUGGUGGUGGCGAGACAGAUGGACAAAACACUAACGGGAAAAGGGAUGAUAUUGAACCCCCUAAAAAAUUCAGAGAGCUAUGCAUACUAUACGCCCUGAAUCCAAAUUAUGAAAUACCGGACCGAAAAACGUUGUCAGUGAAUUUACUGCCAAAAGUUUACGAGAAGAGGCUGGAAGACAUUAAAUCGUUCGUCCAAAUAAAUGCAAAAUCAGUUUGCAUUACAGUCGAUUCUUGGACUUCCCGUAGUUUGGAUAGCUACAUGGCUAUAACGGCGCAUUUUAUGACAAAAAAUCCUGUAGAAUUAAAAUCAGUUCUGAUUCAAUGUGGCGAAUUUGAAGGUCACCAUACUGGUAUAAGAAUUUACAGAGACAUAAGGUCAAUUUUGCAAAACUGGGGCAUUUACGACAAAGUUAAUUUUUUUGUCUCCGAUAAUGCAUCCAAUAUGUUGAGUGCUGCCAAAUACUUCGAAGACGAUGACUUGCCACAUUUUGGAUGUUAUGCUCAUAAAUUGAACCUCGUAGUCCAAGAUGCCCUUGACGAAAUAAAAGAUACUUUGGCUAAAGUGCAAAAAGUAGUCAAUCACUUUCGUAAGAGCACUAUAGCCAAAGAGAAAUUACUUAAAUACCAAUCUAACCAACAGAAUGUGGCUCAGCCAAAAACGGUUAUAAAAGCUGUACCUACGAGGUGGAACUCGGUUUUCUUAAUGCUGGAAAGGUUUAUUGAACUAGCAGAAGCUUUGCGGGCCACUAUUCCGAAUUUAAAUACUGAUCUUCCAAUCAUACCUAUAGAGGAGUGGAAAUGUAUAGAACAAGUAUCUAUUAUUUUAAAACCAUUUUAUAAAGCAACCGUCGAAAUGAGCGCUGAAAAUUAUUUAGUUGCAAGUAAAGCUAUAAUUUUAACUUCUAGCCUUAUCAAUAUAUGUGAUAAUUUUACAAAACAAGAAUUAUAUGACCCAGUCAAAAAUCUCGCUGAAAAAUUAAAAGAUGCCAUGUUAAGUCGGUUAGGAAAUUUAGAAACAAACGAGACCAUUUGUUUGAGCACAGUUUUGGAUCCUAGGUUCAAAUUAAAAGCUAUAAAAAACAAAGAACAGAUUGAACAAAUUAAGAAUAUAUUAAAAAUUAAAAUUACAAAUGAGAUAGCGGACCUGUACUACCAUCAUCAUCUGAACCGGCAACAUCAGCUGUUGAUCUUGUGCCAUCACAAACUUUCAUUCUGUGGUCCCAAUUUGACACCGAAACCGAUAAAGAAUUUGUACAAAAGACGCCAGAUAUUGAGGCUGCCGAAAAGUUGGAAAAAUAUUUAG